AUGGCUAUUAAAAGUGGAAAUCUUGAACUUAUUAAAUAUUUACAUGAAUUGGGGUAUAAAGGUGAUAAAUUAGCAAUUAGUUAUGCUUUUGAAAAUGCUGCUAAAAAUGGAAAUCUUGAACUUAUUAAAUAUUUACAUGAAUUAGGGUAUGAAGGUACAUAUUAUUUACAUGAAUUAGGGUAUGAAGGUACAUAUUUUACAUUUGAUUUAGCUGUUAAAAGUGGAAAUCUUGAACUUAUUAAAUAUUUACAUGAAUUAGGGUAUGAAGGUACAGAAUUUGCAAUAGAUAAUGCUGUUGAACAUGGAAAUAUUGAAAUUUUUAAAUAUUUACAUGAAUUAGGGUAUAAAUGUACAACAUGGACAAUUUAUUGUGUUGCUGAAAAUGGUCACCUUGAAGUAAUUAAAUAUUUACAUGAAUUAGGAUAUAAAGGUAAAGAAAAUGCAAUUUUUGCUGCUGUUGAAAGUGGAAAUCUUGAACUUAUUAAAUAUUUACAUGAAUUUGGAUAUAAAGGUGAUGAAUCUGCAUUUAAUUGUGCAGUAAAUAAACAGAUAAGAUCACCAUCAGAUAGUAACCUUGAAAUUAUUAAAUAUUUACAUGAAUUAGGGUAUAAAGGUAAUAAGGUUGAUUUCGCUGCAAAAAUAGAUAAACUUUAUUUAAUUCAAUUAUUAAUUCGAUUUGGAGAAAAAGGAAGAGAAAAAGCAGUUAAUUUUGCUGCAAAAGAGGGACAUCUCGAAGUACUAAAAUAUUUAGAUUCAUUAGGAUAUAGAGGAACAGAAGAUGCAAUUGUUUAUGCUGCAAAAGAAGGUCAUCUUGAAGUAAUUAAAUAUUUACAUGAAUUAGGGUAUAAAGGUACAGAAAAUGCAAUUGAUAAUGCUGCUUUAAAUGGACAUCUUGAAGUAAUUAAAUAUUUACAUUCUAUAGGAUAUAGAGGAACAGAAAAUGCAAUUGAUAAUGCUGCUUUAAAUGAUCAUCUUGAAGUAAUUAAAUAUUUUCAUUCUAUUGGAUAUAGAGGAACAGAAUGGGCAGUUAAUUUUGCUGUAUUUAAUGAUCAUCUUGAAGUAAUAUAA
Messenger RNA from Hydra vulgaris (swiftwater hydra), 1068 nucleotides. The record is from RefSeq and is a predicted model, not a curated record. Lineage: Eukaryota; Metazoa; Cnidaria; Hydrozoa; Anthoathecata; Hydridae.